AAGUACAUGUAUUGGCAAUGGAUCAUUAUUAUUGCAGUGGUAAAUUUUUGUACACAUGCAGGAAGUCUAAUAACGUCAAAAUUAUUCGAGAUCAGGUACAUCAACUUAGAGAGACAGCCUCAAAAGAGAAUAAACAUCGAGAGUGAGCUAGGAAGAGUGUUCGACGGUUACGUUGCAAAAAGAGUGGAAGCUGUGGACGGCAUAUCUCUGUCUCACUCGUGGAUGGCGGAUAGAUGUAUGGCGGUUAUGGCCGAGUUUGACGACCCGAACAUUGUCGGCACAGAAUAUCGGAGCGAUCACCCGAUGAAAUGGGGAGAGGUGGCCUGUUUCUUGAGCCAUUACCAAAUCUGGACUGAGAUGGCAGCAAAGAGACUUGAACUGGUUCUUAUACUCGAAGAUGACACCCAAUUCAUUCUGAAGGACGAAGAAUUUGAUUUACACAACUUCCAUUAUGACUUGAAUGCUACUAUUGAAGAGUUUAUUUUUCAUCAAGGAGAGUUGCUCUAUCUGGGGAGAUGCAGAAUAGGAGAAGAUAUCAAAUGGAAGUCCUCGAAGUACCUGGUGAGACCUGGAUUUUCCUUCUGCACCCACGCCUACAUGCUCACCCUGGAAGGAGCAAGGAAACUCAUCAGCACUGACAUUUUAUCCAGAAUUAUUCCAGUGGAUGAGUAUUUGCCCCUUAUGUACGGCCAGAACCCUCAUUUUGAUAUCGGAUGGUGGUGGGGUCAGCACAAGAAAAACGAAACAAGUUUGAAGGUAUUCGCUGCCAAAUGGACAUUGGCCCAACAAUAUUCAAGGCCCGAGAGGAGGGUCUACAUAGAAGGUGAGAUGGACAGAGUGUUCCCGGGCGUACCAAGGAAACGAGUGCCGGCUGUUGAUGCAUUGGACUUGUCUGCAGACAAAUUAAUCAAAAUGGGAGCUUCUGUUAUGAAAUACUACCUCAACCCACCUCAUGAUAACAGGCCUAUGAAGUGGGGAGAGGUGGGCUGUUUUCUGAGUCAUUAUCAAAUUUGGACUGAGAUGGCGGAAAAGAGUUUAGAAAUGGUUCUCAUUUUGGAAGAUGACGUCAAGUUUGUUAUAGAAUGGGAACAAUUUGACAUUGACAACUUUCAUUACGACUUGAAUGCUACCAUUGAUGAGUUCAUUCGUCACCGAGGAGAGUUGCUGUAA
This is a messenger RNA of Symsagittifera roscoffensis, 1170 nucleotides long. RefSeq names its product inactive glycosyltransferase 25 family member 3-like. The coding region runs from base 7 to 1170 and encodes 387 amino acids. The transcript has 10 exons. Lineage: Eukaryota; Metazoa; Xenacoelomorpha; Acoela; Convolutidae. Gene Ontology annotation, molecular function: procollagen galactosyltransferase activity. The record is from RefSeq and is a predicted model, not a curated record.